Messenger RNA from Amaranthus tricolor (Joseph's coat), 1230 nucleotides. RefSeq lists its product as uncharacterized. The transcript is spliced from 5 exons. The record is from RefSeq and is a predicted model, not a curated record. NCBI's taxonomy places the organism in Eukaryota, Viridiplantae, Streptophyta, Magnoliopsida, Caryophyllales, Amaranthaceae. The coding region runs from base 84 to 935 and encodes 283 amino acids.
UUCAAAACCACGCUUCUCUAUCUGACUAUCUCUAUCUUAACGCAAGGGAAAAUUUGCUAGAGUGAGAAACUAAAGCAACGAAAAUGGCGUCACUUCCAAUGGACGACGGCGAUCUCGACGACGCCGCUUUAUGGGCCGUAAUCGACUCCGCAGCCGCCGCUUCGUAUUCAUCCACUACUACUCCUACCGCCAUUUCCAACAAACGGUCAUCAACCCUAAAUUACUCUCCUUCUUUCAAAUCCCCUCAUAGACCUCGAAGUCUCAAUCAUUCUUCUUCCGUUUCUCCUUCUUCAUUAAUCUCCAAAAAUCAUCCUAAUAUAGCAAUUGGGGUUUCGAAUGAUGAUCGUCAUCACCAGUUUCGUCGUCCGCAAAAGAUUUCUAGAUCAACCUCAUCUUCUUGUGUUUCUGAGACUAAUGAUAGUAGUCCUGAUUUGAUGCUUGUUAAACAUUCUCCUGUUAAUCAGAUUUAUCCAUCGCAUAAAGUUAAUAAUUCUCCUCAAGUCGAUGAUUUUACGCAUUGUUUGGCUGGACGUUAUCCAACUGUUUCUCUUUUUAAGGAUUAUCAAGAUGCAGCUAUGUCGAUUCUCGAUAAAUCAGAUUAUACUGUUAUUUCUGGAAGUCCUUUUAUCAAAAAGUCAGGUUGGAGGAAGAUAGCGUUUUACUUCAAUGUUUCUUUUGAAAUAAGGGAUAAAACCAUUGAAUUUGAUGAAAAUCGUAAUGUUCAGCGAGCUGAAUUUGUAGCCCGUGCAUACAUGCAGGGAGGUAGGUUCUCUGAUGGGUGGGGUUCCUGCGAAAGGCGGGAAAAGAAGUUGAUGAAACCUAAUCAUGACAUACCUAGCACCGCAGAAACCAGAGCUAAAAAUAGGGCGUGCCAAGACCUGCUAGGUAUUGGGCAUUAUCAACCUGGUGCGAGUCAUAGUCAUCUUCCUCGAUGACAAACUGUAACAGAAGCCAUUUCAACGCUCGAGUACUGAGAGUAUAGGAGGUUGUUUGUUGUUAGCAGUUUUUAUUAUCAAUUUGAAAAGGGAUUCAACAUUUUCACAACCUAUUCUGGGGGCCAUGAUUAAAUAUGAAGGCAAACCUUGACCACCUAGAAAUAGAACUGAAAUAUGCUAACUAUACAGUUUUACUGAUGGAAUGUAGUGUGGGUUAUGAAGCCUUGUUAACUUUGGUAAAUGUAAAAGUGGUUUGUUGUUUAUUAAUUCUAUUAUCCACUUAUUUUUUUGUGUA